CUUAAGGGGAACAGCUCUACGGUCAGUAUAGUGGCGUUCUCGCCGGAUAGUAAGAGACUGGCGUCGGCUUUAGACGAUAAGACUAUCCUGCUCUGGGAUACGACGACCGGCACCCCCGGGAAAAAGCUCACGGGGUACAGGGAUUCCGUCAUAGCAUUAGCGUACUCGCCUGACGGCAGCACGCUGGCGUCGGCUUCAUGUGAAGACACAGUGAGUUAG
This is a messenger RNA of Thermothelomyces thermophilus ATCC 42464, 219 nucleotides long. RefSeq lists its product as uncharacterized. Gene Ontology annotation, molecular function: protein binding. NCBI's taxonomy places the organism in Eukaryota, Fungi, Ascomycota, Sordariomycetes, Sordariales, Chaetomiaceae. The record is from RefSeq and is a predicted model, not a curated record. The transcript has a single exon. The annotation marks the transcript as partial.